Molecule: messenger RNA, 1218 nt
Organism: Arachis stenosperma
Lineage: Eukaryota; Viridiplantae; Streptophyta; Magnoliopsida; Fabales; Fabaceae
Product: transcription factor bHLH121
Exons: 5
Coding region: 193-1017 (274 amino acids)
Biological process (GO): intracellular iron ion homeostasis
Molecular function (GO): DNA-binding transcription factor activity; protein dimerization activity
Source: RefSeq, a predicted model, not a curated record
GUUUCACUCUUCUCUCUCUCUCUCUCUCUCUCUCUCUCUCUCUCUCUCUUUCUUUGAAGGUCACAAGUCACAACUCAGAACCCAACAAAAGACCAGAAUACGACGAUUUCAUUUUGGGCAAAAAAUUGUAGAUAAGAAUCCCAACACACCGUAGCACCCUCUUCCCUGUAAUCCAGCAUCUAAUUUGAACCAAUGGAUGGUACAGCUGCAAGAAAGUCUCAAAAGGCUGACCGAGAAAAAAUAAGGAGGGAUCGACUCAAUGAACAAUUUGUAGAACUCGGCAGCAUUUUGGACCCUGAUAGGCCUAAAAAUGACAAAGCAACCAUUCUUGGUGAUACAAUUCAAUUGCUGAAGGAUCUUACUUCUCAAGUUGGUAAACUCAAAGAUGAAUAUGCUGCACUAAAUGAAGAAUCUCGUGAAUUGGCUCAAGAGAAAAACGAUCUCAGGGAAGAGAAGGCUUCUCUUAAAACAGAUAUUGAAAACUUGAAUAAUCAGUAUCAGCAGCGACUGAGGAACAUGUUUCCUUGGACUGCAAUGGAUCAUUCAGUUAUGAUGGCUCCACCAUCAUACCCAUACCCAAUGCCAAUGGCUGUCCCUCCGGGUUCAAUUCCCUUGCAACCAUACCCAUUCUUUGCUAAUCAAAAUCCGUCUGUCAUCCCUAACCCCUGUUCAACAUUUGUUCCUUAUUUAGCACCAAAUACCCUUGUUGAACAACAAUCUGCCCAGUAUGUAUCUCCACCGUCUCAUCCAGGUACUCGGUCCCAUUUGUCAAGUAAACAUGACACCAGAAACAAACCACCCAGGGAUAGGGAGAGCAAAGCAGAAAAAAGUGAGGCUUCAAAUGAUGUCACCACAAACCUUGAGUUGAAGACUCCUGGAUCUUCUGCAGAUCAGGAUUUAUCGUCAGGAAAAAGGAAAUGCAGCAAGCCAUUGAGGUCAGAAGGGAGUUCAUCGUCACAUAGUGUUCAGGACAGCUCAUCAAGUAGUGUCGAUGGUAGCAGAAAGGCUAACGAAUGAGAACGGGCUUAUUUAUGCCUCCCUGUUUCAUUGUUCACCUGCUGGAACAACCCUGAGUUGGUUUUUGUUCUCAGCAGGGUGUAAUGUAAAUGUGAAUACUACCUAAUUGAUGUACCAAGAGAACAUAUAUUACCCAAUUCAAUGAAUCUUAAAGUUUCUCUUGUUGGAGAAAAGAGAUUGGCAGGUCUUGUUGCUGUGUUU